This is a messenger RNA of Vespa mandarinia (Asian giant hornet), 3292 nucleotides long. RefSeq names its product lachesin. NCBI's taxonomy places the organism in Eukaryota, Metazoa, Arthropoda, Insecta, Hymenoptera, Vespidae. Gene Ontology annotation, cellular component: neuron projection. The record is from RefSeq and is a predicted model, not a curated record.
GCAAAUGAUAUAUCAUCGUCAUUUAUAAAUUCUCUUUCUCUUUUUCUCUCUAUAAUAAUUUCCGUAUGAAAUUAUAUUUUCUUGUUAUAAAAAAAAAAAAAGAAAAAAAAAAAAAAGAAAGAAAGAAGAAAGAAGCAGUAAAAGAAAGAAGGAUAAAAAAGAUAUAAAAUAAAAAUUAGUAUCCAACUUGUCAACGAACGCGUGUCGUUAAUUGAUCAUUUUUCAAAAAGAGGGUUGAAAGUAUUCUCGGACGCAGCUGGCUUGACUUUUGAAUUCUUCAUUCUUGUCUGAAGACAAAGGAAAAGGUCAGAUAGAGAUAGAGAGAAAGAGAAAGAGAUAGGAUAAGAGGGUGUGUGUGUGUGUGUGUGUAGAGAGAGAGAGAGAGAGAGAGAGAGAGAGAGAGAGAGAGAGAGAGAGAGAGAGAGAUAGGAGAGGAUAUCGAGGAGGUGGAGGAGUUUAGUAGGAAAGAUCCAACGGGCCAUGAGUCGUCCGAGAGAUUUAUGAGGAUCGUUGGCGUAUCGUUUGGCUCCCAACGGAAAUACAAUAUAUCCGGGCCGGAUUGUACCAUCGAGGAUCGAUGACCGACGUCUACAGGCAUCGAAGGAUCGAAUAGUUUUGACGGGCAUAUUUCGAGUAUCCCCUGUACACCUGUGUCAUAAAUGUUUCAUAGACACCCCUCGUGGUGCGGAUAAUAUUACGAUAUAUACUUCGUUCGGAGAAUUGGAGAAUCAAAGCUGGAUCUCGAGGAUCUCGACGAUAUGUUCCCGGAAAUCCAGCAACUGCCGUGAAAAAGUGAGCCACGUGAUAUAAAGAGUAACAACGGCUGGGAAAAUGGCAGACAGACCGAAAAGUCGAUACCUGACUUUCAGCAUACUUCAUAUCAUCACGUUAAUGUGCCAAGCGCUAUCAGAGCCGCCGAUGUUUGCCGAACCAAUACCAAACGUCACCGUAGCACUUGGAAGGGAUGUCAGUCUACCUUGCGUUGUCGAAAACCUCGGUACAUACAAGGUCGCAUGGGUCCACGUCGGUAGACAAAUGCUAUUGACGAUUCACAAGCACGUUGUCGUAAAAAUACCAAGGUUCUCCGUGUCGCACGACAAUCAAAAAACGUGGCUAUUGCACAUCAAUGGAGUGCAACAGGACGAUAGAGGAUACUACAUGUGCCAAGUGAAUACUAAUCCUAUGAUGAGUCAAGUAGGAUUUCUACAAGUCGUUGUUCCACCAAACAUAUUGGACUCUUUAUCAACGGAGAGUACGGUCGCCGUACGAGAACAUCAGAACAUCACGUUGACGUGUAAAGCAGACGGAUAUCCAAUGCCAAAAUUAAUGUGGAAACGUGAAGACGGUCAAGGAAUAAACAUCAAUCGGCACAAAAAAGUACCCAAGUACGAUGGCGAGCAAUUAAAUUUGACGAGGAUUACACGCAAUGAAAUGGGAUCAUAUCUAUGUAUCGCAACCAAUGGCGUCCCACCAACGGUUAGCAAAAGGAUUACUGUUGAUGUUGAAUUUUCACCAAUGAUUUUCGUACCAAAUCAAUUGGUCGGAGCACCAGCUGGUACCAACGUGACGAUCGAUUGUCACACCGAAGCCUACCCUCGUGCAAUGAGCUAUUGGUUCCUAGGGGAUGAAAUGAUACUCACGAAUGAGAAAUACACAACUAGUAUAAUGGAAAAUAGUUACAGGGCUCAUAUGAAAUUGCACAUAAGGAAUCUUCAAGCUGGUGAUUUUGGAAAUUAUCGAUGCAUCAGUAAAAAUUCAUUGGGCGAGACAGAAGGUUCUAUAAGGCUUUAUGAAAUCCCAAAACCUUCGGCGCCACCCAAGGCAACGGAAAUCAAGAGCAGCGCCAACAAAGAAGGACGAGCGAGCACACCUCCACCAGCAAAAAGGCCGACCACCGUGUGGCCAUCCUCUUACAACCCGUAUUCUCCGAAAAGGACGGAAAGACCAUCGCCACCGAGCGAAGAGAGGGUCGACAGGCCUGAACAGAAACUACGUGGUGGUUACAGUACAGGAAGUGCAUACAUCAUCAGAUGGAGUGCACCGCAGUUGAUGAUCGUUGCGGUACAAUACAUACUCACUGGACCAUACAUGCCACCGUACGUACCGCAAACGGCGAAUUAAGAACUAAUAAUACAUCUUCGAUCGGGAGAAGAGAAACGUAGAGAGGGAAUGAAAAUGAAGAGGAGAAGUAAAAGGAGGAGAAGGAGAUGGAGGAGAUGGAGGAUGAAAAGGGAGGAUUGGAGGAAGGAAGGAAGGAAGGGACCGAUUUCCGUAGCCGAAUUAGUUCGUUACCCAAACGCAAUUCGGCAAUGCUCAAAUCGAUCGGCAAUUCAAUUUCGAAUCGGUGAACUUUAAACAUUAAGUCGAUUAAACAUCGAAUUACCUGUAAUUCGCGAAUUGACCCACGAGUUUGAUUACAACCAUCCAGGAACAGUGGUGGCCGAAUUACCACAAAACGAUAAUUAUGUAUGAAAGCGCGUCCGUACUUCCUGAUUACAUUGGCUUGUUAUACCUACACCGAGGCUAUAGUAUAGCAUACUACGCAUUCGUAUAAAUUGCAAGGUAAAUUAGAACGAAAUUAGUAGCUCGCGUUCCUCGCUAUCACACAGAUGCUAGAUUAUGAAACGAACCGAUAUCGAAAUGAUAUCGAAAAAUUUUUCCAAUCUAAAUCUAUAUAUAUAUCACUGCCAUGGGUAUUAUUGCCAUAGGCAUCCACUGCCAUGGGCAUCACUGCCAAUCAACAUUCCCUCUUUUUUUCUUUUUCCUUUUUUUUUUUCUUUUUUUUUUUUUCAUUCAUCAAUUUCAUUGAUAACACGAAUAAUAUUAAUUCUUGUUGAGAUUAAUUGUUCGUCCUUUUACGUCGUCCAUACGAGAAAUAAUUUGAUUCGAUAAGAGAUGUUUGCAAAAAAAAGAAUUGAAAAUAAACAAAAACAGAAUAGAGGAAAGAAUAGAUAGGAGAAAGAAAUGAAAAAGAAAAAGAAUAAAAAAAGAAAAAAAAAAAAAGGAAAAAAAAAAAAAGAAAAAAAAAGAAAAUUCAUUCUUUUAGGAAGUACGCAUCGAAAUCUAAUUGCGUUAGGAAUGGAUCAAUACGGGACGAUGAAUCCAAAAGGUUAAUUUGAAAUUUCCCUUGUUAUAUCUACAUAUAAUGUCGCCCCGGAGAUAUAUUAGUGGAAUAUUAAUCGGCAUCAUUAGUUGCACGACAAAUUGCUCUAUCGUCGGACCAACGAAAUGGGACAAGAACGCAACGAAUGGAUUUACGGUGAAGCUCUAUCCCGUCGAAAUAUAUAUAUAC